UCGAGCACGCGUGAUGUAGCGUUAUCAAGCCCGCGUGCUGAUGUAUAGCAUGAGCAAGACGGAUUACACGUGUCGCACUCUUGCUAUCAUGUCCAGUCAUGUGACCUUUUCUGUUUCGUUAUAAAACUAACGACACCAAGCAAUAAAGCGUUCUUUGAUCUGCCACUACCCGCCGGCUACGUUCCGUUACUUCAGUGGCGACGAGGGUGGGACAGGACCGGCUGCACGAUGACGUCCAGGCCACCUGAGUUCGACGACACCACCAGUAGCUGGAACACUUACCGGGUCCGUUUGGAAGCCUUUUUUGAGGGCCACAGCAUCACAGAUCCCGGGAAACAGCGUGCGCUUCUUGUGUCAGCACUAAGUGACAACGUGGUUCGCGUACUUCAAGGCCAGUGCCAGUCAGAAUCGGUGAACCACCUGAGCUAUGAGGCCGUCGUACAGCACCUGGACAACCACUUCGAUCCCCAAGUCAACGAGAUAGCAGCAAGCUAUGCUUUUUUCAUGCGGAAUCAAGCGGAAAGCGAAAAGGUACGGGACUACAUAACCGACCUGAGACGUCUUGCAAAAGAUUGCAGUUUCGACAAGUUUUUGGAUCGCAUGUUGAGGGAUCGGAUUGUCUGCGGAAUCCGUGAUGAACAAGCUCGACGACACAUGUUGUCUCAGAAGAAGUUGACCUUGGCAGAGGCCGAAGCUUUCGCUCUAGCAGCGGAAACCGCAGAAACAAAUGUCCGGGCUAUGCAGGAGAGGAGGUUCAACGACAACGGUGCUGCGAACUUCAUACAGAAGCACAGGAUAAAUCCGCAGAAGUCCGGACGUGGACAUGGAUCCAUGACCGAGGCUACGCAAUGCCCGAGAUGUGGCUCGAUUCAUGUUUCGGAAGUGUGCAGACACAAGAAAGCGACGUGCUACAAGUGCGGCAGGAAGGGACACCUGGCAAGGAUGUGCUCUAGUGGUCGCGCUAACCCCUCAGGCACGUACGCUGUGAAAGAGCUAGACGGCAGUGACGAAAGCGGAGAAGAAAUGCUCUACGCUUUGGUGACUCACAGCUACAGUAGUAACGAGUCCGCACGGCCAUUCGAAAGGGAUUUCAUCUGGGAAGGCCGAAAACUGCGCAUGUUGGUGGAUACAGGAUCCACUAUCAGCGUAAUUCCAAGGACGGUAUUCGAAAACCAUCGCGGAUGGUGGCCGACACUGGAGAAAACUUCACUGCGGCUGACAUGCUUCCUGGGGCCUCUACCGGUCCUUGGCCGAGUGGCCAUGAAAGUCGAAUGCAAUAAUACGCAAGUAGACAGCUCGCUGGUGGUAGUGGAUUGCGACGGGCCUCUGUUGUGCGGCCGGAACACCAUCCAAGCCUUUCGGAGUGCUGGCAUACCGCUACUGGAAGAAUGCGCGCCGCAGAGCGUAAAUGUGGUUCACUGCGACGCAGCGACAGCGAAACUUUUGGCUAAAUUUCCAGAAAUUUUCGAGGAGAAGUUGGGGUGCUGCAAGGGGCCGCCCGUGAAACUACACAAAAAGGAGGCCGCUGUACCACGCUUUCUCAAGGCUCGACCAGUGCCGUACGCGCUUCGGGAAAAGGUGUCUGCCGAAAUUGACCGCCAAGUACAGGAGGGAGUGCUUUCACCAGUGAGAGUUUCCGAGUGGGCUACGCCCGUCGUGCCCGUAGUGAAGCGAAACGGUGAUAUUAGACUGUGCGGCGACUUCAAGCUAACCGUUAAUCAGGCGACACAUCUGGAACAGUACCCGUUACCGAAAAUUGAGGACAUCUUCGCAUCUUUGUACGGGGGGGAGUUGUUCACCACUUUGGAUUUGCGGCAUGCGUAUAAUCAACUUCCACUGGACGACGAGGCACGAGAAAUGGCCGUGUUGAACACGCACAAAGGGUUGUUUGCAUACAACCGCCUCGCGUUCGGAAUUGCAUCGGCUCCGGCUUUGUUCCAGCGCCGCCUCGAGUCCGUUCUGCAAGGCCUGCCGCGCGUCAAGGUGUACUUGGAUGACAUCAUUAUAGCCGAAAAGCAGAACGACAACUCAACUCUCCGGCAAGUCUUCGAGCGGCUGCGCGACAAUGGACUCAAGUUGAACCGUGUCAAAUGCAGGUUCCGCGAGAAGCAAGUUUCGUUUCUGGGCCACAAGAUCGACGCAACUGGCCUGCACCCUCCUGAGAAUAUGGAAGCCAUCACCGACGCACCAAGGCCGGAGACGGUGAGCCAGCUAAAAUCCUUUUUGGGAUUGCUCACUUAUUACGCCAAGUUUUUACCUAACCUUGCAACCACGUUAGUCCCACUCUAUAGGCUGCUGGCUAAAGGAGUUCGAUGGCAAUGGCAAGCCGAACACGAGAAAGCCUUCCAGGCAGCCAAGCGAGCUAUGGUGGCAGCGGAACUACUCGUGCACUACGACCCCGAAAAGCCGUUGCGGCUUGAAUGCGAUGCCUCGCCAGUUGGAGUUGGCGCGGUGCUGUCACACCGAAUUGGGAAUACAGACUAUCCCAUAUCGUUCCGUUCGAGGGCACUGACACCUGCUGAGCGGAAUUACUCGCAAUUGGAGAAAGAAGCAUCGGCUUUGGUGUUCGGCGUUACUAAGUUUAGAGAUUACCUGUUGGCGAAGCAUUUUACUCUGGUGACGGAUCACAAACCAUUGACAGGACUGUUUCACCCGGACAGGCCGAUACCGCAAAUGGCAGCAGCGAGAAUUCAACGAUGGGCAUUGCUACUGUCGGCUUACCAUUAUGACCUCGAGUACCGCCAAGGACAGCUAAAUGCUAACGCAGACGCUCUCAGUCGCCUUCCACUGCCGUGCUUAGGUGACCGAGGAGGGCAAGAACCCAUGGAAUAGGUGCUUUAUACGCGGAGCCUAAAUUCCAUGACCCUUUCCGCUCAGCACUUAGCGGAACUGAGCCGAUCGGACGAUACGCUGCAUCAGAUCAGGGGGUGGAUCACACAUGGCUGGCCGCGGCAGUUAUCGGUAGCACAGCAACACCUGAUGCCGUACUUUUCUCGCCGUAACGAGCUCACGGCCUGUCACGAUCUGCUUUACUGGGGCCAUCGAGUAGUGCUGCCAGACGCGGCGCGACGAUGCAUGCUAAAGGAACUGCACGAAAGUCACCCCGGUAUCAGUGCCAUGAAGCGCACAGCGCGAGCGCUUUUUUGGUAUCCUGGACUAGAUAGGGACAUCGAAGUGUUGGUUAAGAGCUGCCCUCAGUGUAUACAAUGUUGGCCCAUGCCGGCUGCGGAAGUUCCGUCUCCAUGGCCGGCGAGCAACAAACCAUGGUACAGGUUGCAUAUGGACUUCGCGGGCCCCAUCAGUGGCUUCCAAGUUUUUGUGUUGGUGGAUGCCGAGACGAAGUGGAUUGAGGCCAUACCUUUGAAGACCGCCACAGCGGAAACGACCAUUCAAGUACUUCAAGGAAAGCCACGUGAAACACAUCAGAACAGCCCCAUACCAUCCUCAGUCAAAUGGUUUGGCGGAACGGGCUGUACGGACAGUAAAGGAAGGGCUUCGGAAGAAUCCGGCAGGUACAUUGCAGGAGCGACUAAUCAAGUUUUUAUUUCGUUAUAGAACGACACCAUUGGAAGGGGGAAAAUCGCCCGCCGAACUGCUGUUGGGCUUCCGUCCCCGAACCAGGCUGACAGCUUCACUGACAGACAAAAAGGUGGCAGAAAAUGAUUGUUCCGGUGAACCUGUUCUAGGAGCAGCAACAACACCAACACGGUAUCAACCUGGCAGGCAAGUAUGGUCACGCCAGUUUCAGUCUGCUCGGAAGUGGAUGCCGGCGACAGUAGUGUCCACGACGGGAGCACGCAUGGUUACAUUGGAAACACCGGAGGGACCGCAGCGGCGCCACGUAGACCAACUCCGGCCACGGCUCGGCACAGGGUCGUCACCUAGCAAGCCGAGCGAAGUCCACACCGGCGACGAAGCUCAGUGUAGCGCCGAGCGGGCCGCAGCUCAUGAAGGUUCGGACGCACGGGUUGUCGGCUCUCAAGCCGAAGACCAACAGCCACCACGUCGUUCGACUCGCCUACGGAAGCCCCCAGACCGUCUCACUUACUCCAGCUUAGGGGGAAGGGAUGUAGUGUUAUCGAGCACGCGUGAUGUAGCGUUAUCAAGCCCGCGUGCUGAUGUAUAGCAUGAGCAAGACGGAUUACACGUGUCGCACUCUUGCUAUCAUGUCCAGUCAUGUGACCUUUUCUGUUUCGUUAUAAAACUAACGACACCAAGCAAUAAAGCGUUCUUUGAUCUGCCACUACCCGCCGGCU
Messenger RNA from Dermacentor albipictus, 4256 nucleotides. The record is from RefSeq and is a predicted model, not a curated record. NCBI's taxonomy places the organism in Eukaryota, Metazoa, Arthropoda, Arachnida, Ixodida, Ixodidae.